UUGCAAAAAUUUCCUCCUAGUCACCUGUUUGAAGAAAUUAUUUAUUUUAAUAUAAUGUAACAGUAAUAUUUACAAUGGACUGAAGUCAAUUAACUUGUAUUUGAAUGUUAAGAGUUAUAAAUUAAAAAGAAAAAAAGUCUUAAUUCGGUUCAAUGUUCGAACAAUAAUAUGGAGGAAACUAAAAUAUGAUCAUUUAAUGUUUAAAUUAUAUUAAACAUCGAACAGAUCUUCCAGGGAUCCAAAAUUUUUCCAUCAUUUGAAAAGUGGGCGUUGCCCAGUUAACGUGUGUUAAGUAUGUCGCCAUCUGUAUUUUAUUGAGAAUUAUUACACAUAUUCAAACUCCAUCAAAUGAAUUCCUACACGAUAAUAAAUCAUGAUCGUUCACAAAUUUGUGAUAUAAAUAUAAGUGAUGUAGAGAAACCGCCACGAGCGAAAAUUGAACUAGGUGAUGUUACCCCACACAAUGUGAAGCAGUUGAAAACUCUAAACACUGUCGUUUUUCCAGUUUCUUAUAAUGAAAAGUUUUAUAAAGAUGUAUUGGAAGUUGGAGAACUUGCCAAGUUAGCAUAUUACAAUGAUAUUGUUGUUGGAGCAGUUUGUUGUCGUGUUGAUACUUCAGAAAACUCGCGUCGACUUUAUAUUAUGACCCUUGGAUGUCUUUCACCAUACCGCAGGUUAGGUGUUGGCACUGUUAUGGUCGAACAUGUUUUAAGACAUGUUGAGAAGGAUGGAAAUUAUGAUAACGUUUACUUGCAUGUUCAAGUCAAUAACACGGGUGCGAUAGAUUUUUACAAAAAAUUUGGUUUUGAAAUUCAUGAAACGAAGAAACAUUAUUACAAAAGGAUUGAACCAGCUGACGCCCACGUACUGCAGAAAAAUCUUAGACCGCCAGCUCUUACCAAUGGAAUCAUAUCCCACAAUGAAAGGCAUCAUAAUGAAAAGUUCAACAACCAUGAUAAGAAAUCGCACGACCAUAAUCACCAUAAUGAUAAGCACUUGAACGAGAAGAAUUCAUCACAUCACCACCAUCAUCAUGAUAAAAAGAACUCCGAUAAGUGAUGUUCAUGUUGCAUUUAAUAUUAUCAAUCAAAAAUCUUUACGAUGAUGGUUAUUAAUAUUUACCGAAUAGUGAACGUUAAUAAAGUUAUCUCGAUUUUUGUGUUUCUAUAACUUGUAAUUUAUAAUUUUGUUUUUGUUUGCUUGGUGUCCACAUACUCUCGACACGUCUCGAAAACAAAGUGAUUGUUUAUUACUCUUUCACCCCGUUUAUAUUAGUUAAUGACUGGAAGUCCUUUGAACGAGAAAAUUUAUAUUGGCAUUGGUCAAAACCUGAUGAAGACAAUAUAUGAUCAUGUUUAUAAAUUAAAUUGUACAGAUUAAAUGUUUAUGUAUAUUUUUUGUGUGUAUAGUGUGCCUGACAGCGUGUAUGCAUAUAAGCGUGUAUGCCUCUGCUAAUAAAAUUUUAUUCUAUUAUUACAUUUGGUAUGAUUUCCUGUACGAAUUAAUGAGCUAUACGUAAAAUAAUUGUUUUUCAUAUACAUGUUAAGUAGUCAUUGAAGCAUACAGGCAGUUUGUGCCAUAUAUUUCUCAACAUCAAACCAUAUUACAUGUGUUAUUUUGAAAUUUAAUUAUUGAUAUGACUGCAGUUUUAAAUAAUAAAAAAAAAAGGACUGUUUUUUUAAUGC
Nezara viridula (southern green stink bug) is the source of this 1685-nucleotide messenger RNA. The record is from the annotation of a GenBank genome assembly. NCBI's taxonomy places the organism in Eukaryota, Metazoa, Arthropoda, Insecta, Hemiptera, Pentatomidae.